Messenger RNA from Sitophilus oryzae (rice weevil), 1773 nucleotides. RefSeq names its product 60S ribosomal export protein NMD3 (gene Nmd3). NCBI's taxonomy places the organism in Eukaryota, Metazoa, Arthropoda, Insecta, Coleoptera, Curculionidae. The record is from RefSeq and is a predicted model, not a curated record. Gene Ontology annotation, cellular component: nucleus; cytoplasm. Gene Ontology annotation, biological process: ribosomal large subunit export from nucleus. Bases 158 to 1660 code for a protein of 500 amino acids. Gene Ontology annotation, molecular function: ribosomal large subunit binding. The transcript is spliced from 7 exons.
AGUGUUGGCUUCAUUGAUUACUGUCAACCUGUGCUGUCAACCUCAGCUGGUCAGCUGUCAACCUGACCUGAUAUAACCCAACCAAACCCAACUUUUUUGAACGGCAUGUUUUCGUUUUUCAUAUUACCAUAAUUUUCUCGAUUAAUUAAAAGUGAUAAUGGAACCAAUCAACUUUGAUCAGCAAGAACAAAUACGCCUAAUACGAUGUUGUAUGUGUGGCUUGGAGAUCGAACCCAAUCCAGCCAAUAUGUGCGUAGGCUGCUUGAGGAAUCAAGUUAAUAUCACAGAGGGAAUUCCCGAACAGGCAUCCCUUUAUUUUUGCCGAGGCUGCGAAAGAUACUUUCACCCUCCGUCCGAAUGGAUCCACUGUGCUUUAGAAUCCAGAGAAUUACUAUCGAUAUGCUUGAAAAAAUUAAAAGGCCUUAACAGGCUUAAACUUGUCGAUGCGGGAUUUGUCUGGACGGAGCCCCAUUCUAAAAGAAUUAAGGUUAAGUUAGUUGUUCAUGGUGAAGUAAUGGGUGCAGUGCUUCAGAAGGAAUUUAUAGUGGUUUACACCAUAACGCAUCAGAUGUGUGACGAGUGUCAUCGGUCUGAAGCAAAAGAUUUUUGGAAGGCUUCGGUUCAAGUGAGGCAAAAAGCAGAGAACAAAAAGACAUUUUAUUAUUUGGAGCAAUUAAUUUUGAAACACAAAGCUCACGAAAAUACCUUGGGUAUUAAGCCUAUUCAUGGUGGUAUUGAUUUCUUUUAUGCCACAGAAGCACACGCAAAGAAAAUGGUCGAUUUCCUAACUACAGUUUUACCUUGUAAAUAUCAGCAUUCCAAAAAACUUAUUUCCCACGAUAUUCACAGCAAUGUCUACAAUUACAAAUUUACGUUUAGCGUAGAAAUCGUUCCUAUAUCCAAAGACAGUGUUGUAUGUCUUUCAAAGAAAAUGACACAAAUAUUGGCUGGCAUUUCGCCACUCUGUCUAGUGUACAGAGUGACAAAUACGUUGCAUUUAAUUGAUCCAACAAGUGGGCAAAUUGCUGAAAUCAACAGCAACACUUACUGGAGAAAUCAAUUCAACGCGAUAUUUAAUCCUAAACAGUUAGUAGAGUAUGUUGUCAUGGAUAUUGAACCGAUCCUGGAUAAAGAUAGGAAGUUUUUUCCUGGCCAAGGGAAUAUAUCGAACCGUCAUAUCUUGGCCGAUAUUUGGCUGGUAAAAGCUUCAGAAUUAGGAAUUAAUGACAAUACUAUACAUACCAGAACGCACUUAGGCCAUAUAUUGAAGCCUGGCGACUCUGUUAUGGGAUAUAAUUUGGAUGAAAGUAACGUUAACGAUUCGAACUUUGACAAACUAAACAAAGAAAACAUACCCGACGUUAUCUUAGUGAAAAAACAUUUUGGUGAUGGAGCUCACAAAAAAAGAAGCCAUAGGAUUUGGAAACUGAAGAGAUUGGCGGAGGAAGACACAGGAAGCGUCGACGGAAAAGAUUUUAAUGAAUUUAUGGACGAUCUAGAGGAAGAUCCGGAACUAAGAAGGAAUGUGAACAUAUUUAAAGACAGUAAAGCAACUCCUGUCGAUGAUAAUGAUGUUAAUUAUGAUCCUAACGAACCCCGUAUCACGUUGGAAGAGAUGUUGGAUGAUUUAACUGUCGAUGAUGUUGAAAUGGCCGAAUAAAAAAAAGUAAAAUCAAUAUAUAAGAUUAAUAUACUUGUAUUUUAUUUUAACAAUUUAGAGUUGUACUUGUUUCAACUGAAGUAAUACAACAGAUUAUUGUUUUUUUACAGUUA